CCUUCCACACCUGCACCGGUGAUGCCCAUGCACAGGCUGCACAGCACAACUGCUGCUGCCGCGAGGCUAAAAACCCAUCUGCUCUCCUGCCGCGGCUUCCUCCGCAAGCACACCCGGGCAUGGGCAACAUUGCUGCGUCCGGAGGAGUGCAGGUCCGUCGGCGGCCGCCUGCGGUGGACGAGCGCCUCACGCGGCCGCGCCGCCUCGUCCGCGAACUACCCGACCUUGACGCCGGCCGCCUUCGUCGUCUCAUCCGCACUGGCGACCUCGCGCCUUGCUUUGACCCCGCCGAGGACGCCAGCGCCGGCCUCACCGAGGAGUGCCCGAUUUGCUUCUUUUUCUACCUGAGUCUGAAUAGAUCCAGGUGCUGCGGCAAAGGGAUCUGCACUGAAUGCUUCUUACAGCUGAUGCCAUCCGGGGCUUCUAAAGUUAUCCAGUAUCCUACUUUGCGACUUCCGAUCUGAACAGUUGGCUUAACAUCUGAUAUGUACACUGACUGUAGUACAUGUACAUUAUAUACAGCACUAGCUCUCGCCAUCGCCACUAGGUACUGCCCAACUGUGAGGGAAGGUGGAGAUUUCAGACUUGCAGUCGCAGGCUCGCGCGAUCGCGCACGUUUCUGCCGGCAGGAUUCGUUGGUGGUUUUGCGGAUCCCGAUGCCGGCUCAACUAGCGUAGCUGCGAAGGCCGGCCGGCCGGCCCUCGGAGAGGUUUGCGGGGAAGGAGGGCCGGGUCCACCGCCGGGGAUCUAAUCUAUUCCGGGGGGUGCCACGGAACCAGAUUGGAAAUGGGGCGCUCUGCUUCAUCCCGGGGUCGCUCGCUGUUCACUGGGAAUAAUUGGGCUCUUCCGGAUAUCGCUGUCAUGCUCGUUUGGUGCUCUCUCAGAGAGUACAUGUAUAGAGGAUAAUCACUAAUGCAGAGGUCUCGCUGUUCUGGGCGCGAGGCUAAGGUUCUUAAUGUAGUUGUUUCCAAUGACAAGUUCGUUGGACACUGUACACAGUAGUACUAUAGGCUAAUACAAGUUCUACAGGACUACAGGGGUCCUCGUCAUAUGCAAGUUUUCUUGGACACCUCAAAGCCAAUUUCACGCACCGUUAGCUAAUACCAACAUAUUGCCUGAAUCUGUACUGGUACAAUGUGUUAGGUAUUUAUCCCCAACCCUGUGCUUAAUGUUACUGAGAAA
Messenger RNA from Zea mays, 1182 nucleotides. Its product is annotated as E3 ubiquitin-protein ligase GW2. The record is from RefSeq and is a predicted model, not a curated record. The transcript has 3 exons. Lineage: Eukaryota; Viridiplantae; Streptophyta; Magnoliopsida; Poales; Poaceae. Bases 120 to 464 code for a protein of 114 amino acids. Gene Ontology annotation, cellular component: cytoplasm.